GGCUGGGAUGCUCCGAGAGCCGGAGCAGUCCCUCCUGUCCUUCCUAGGCAGGGGCCGAGCAGCCUGAGCCCUGCGGGCCCCGGCGGCCGCGCGGUGCUGCGGGGAGAGCAGGGGCUGACAGGACGGGGCUGCAGGGUGGGGAGAGGAUGAGAUGUCUCAUAAGGGGAUAUGCGAAUUACGAAUCUUUGGGCAAAGCCUUCCUGCCUGUGGAACGCGGCACCCGGCGUUGGUGCUCUGUGCCGUAGGUGCCUUCCCCUUGUCACGGCACUCCCCAUCGGCGUGUCCCGCAGUGCCGGGCCUGACAGCGGCACACUUGGGGUGCCUCACAGCUGCUUUUCUCCAGAGAGCACUUGGUGUUCCGUGAGCAGAUUUUGCACGUGUAGAAACAAAACUAUGGCCAUUUAUGCCAAUCUUUCCCCUACCGACAGCUGCAGAUGACAGCUGGCCGUGCCGAGUUCUGGGCAAAAGGCCCACACAGCCGCUGUGUGGAAGAGGCGGCCUGUGCCUGCCUGCCGCUGGUCAGAGAGUGCCACCCAUUUGCAAGUUAUUUUGUGCAAUAGAAAACCAGCUGAAGAUCUGUGGCUACAAGAACAAUGUGGAUGUCGUAGCACUGUAUCUGGCUAGACAAGGACUGAGAAAUGUCCCAAGUCUAUCACAGUUUCGCAGAUUAAAGUAUUUGUGGAUUAACAACAAUAAGAUCCAAGAUUUAACCUUCUUGAUCAAAAACUAUUACUUGACUGAACUCUAUCUCAACAAUAAUGAGCUGACAGAUAUAUCAGGUGCUCUGAAACACUUAUGUUCACUACAGACUCUUUUUCUUCACAACAACGAGCUAAAAAAACUUGGCAAAACAGUGAAGGAAUUGAAAGGAAUGAUAAGCUUGCAGACUCUAAACCUGUUCCAAAACCCUCUGGCAUACGAUCCAGACUACCGGCUCUAUGUGAUCCACUCCCUUCCUUCAGUUCAGCUCCUUGACAGGAAAGUAGUUACACAAAGAGAAAGGGAGUUGGCGCUUCAGCUCUACAGUCCCAAGAGGGCUUGGGUCCUGCAGUCAAUAGCAUUUGGGAAGAGAGUGGAUACACCCCUGGGGACUGCAAUGGGAUCCAGCAGAGGCACUCAACCAGCCACAAGACCAAUAAUGCCCUCAGGUCAUGAAUUUGGAAACAACACAAAUAAAGUACCAUUUGAGGACCCUGCAGAUGCGGUUUUAGUACGGGCAAUGACAAGAUCCCUAAUGGAAUUUUCCUCUGUGGACUGGAGGAAAGUAGGCACCUGUCGAGAAAGACGGCUUAAAAACAAAGCAGAAGAGCCCCUAGAGAAGCUGACAGUUCAGUUUAGAUGAGAAAAAACCAAUUUCUCUCUCUGAUGUUAAGCCCAUAAGUAGGUUAACAGCUCAAUAAAACAAGUACACAACACACAUCUAAUUA
Messenger RNA from Prinia subflava (tawny-flanked prinia), 1427 nucleotides. RefSeq names its product leucine rich repeat containing 72 (gene LRRC72). NCBI's taxonomy places the organism in Eukaryota, Metazoa, Chordata, Aves, Passeriformes, Cisticolidae. Bases 404 to 1342 code for a protein of 312 amino acids. The transcript has 9 exons. The record is from RefSeq and is a predicted model, not a curated record. Gene Ontology annotation, molecular function: protein binding.